CCUUCCUCUCUUUCCAUAAUUUCACUUAUCUCUUUGCAGGGAAGCUGCAUGAACUAUGUUACAGGGGUGUCAUGCUUGGGAAAUGGUCAAACCCAAUACAGAAAUGCCUCUAAAAAGCAAACACUUCAAACAGAAGGGAUGAAAUGGCAGACAUGGGGAUUUAUAGGAAGAAGGAAAGAGUCAAGAAAUUAAUUACAGAGGAAUCAGCAGAGUCACAGAUAAAUGGUAGGGUCUGCAAUAUUUUCUCCCAGUAGCUGCUGUUAAGAGCUCAAGUUUGUGUUGCCUGGUUUGCACACCUGAAACUAAGAUUGCCUUUAGUCUGAAUUUACUUCAAAACAAAGGGCUGAGAGAUGGGACAGUGGAUACUUUUUUCUGUCCCUGAAGGGGCACAUCUUGGGCAAAGGUAGUGGGAUGCUGCUGGUAACAUCAUACAGACAGCCACAGAACUACUUUAAUAAGGGCUUAUGCUGAUUCCAGAAAUAUGAAGCUCCUCCUGCUGUAGGGCAGGACAUCAUCAGCCUUCAGGAGGCAGGGCUUCAGGGGGGACCUGUUGCAGUUGAACUGGCCAUUCAACUGAGGGAAAACAUUUUAUUUGCAAUCGUAGUCAUUUGUAGUAGUAAGAAAUUGCAAAAAAUGCAAGCCGCCUCAUCAGAAAUCAGAAACGUGAAACACAAUUUACCAGCAGAAGUCUGAUUAGCAAAUGAGGUCUCAUGGUAUGCUGCCCACUGUGCCAUAGGAGAGCCACCCGUGGGCACAGGGCUUGGCUGGUUUCAGCAGUGAUCACAAUGCACACCAGAAAAGGGAACACAGGCAUAACAAUGACAAAGCAAAAAGGCACAAAAACAAUGACUCAGACAAGUUGUGUGACCUAUUUUUAUAGUCAUCUCAGGUGAUAGUGGAGGAGGAAGUGUGUGCUUGUGGAAGGCAACCCUGUCUUUCCAAGGGACAGGGCUGGGGAAGGAUCAUGGACCUGUGGAAAUGGAGGCAACCUCAAUGGAGGAGAGGUGAGACCAAGGCCCUGCUCUUUCCCUGAGACAACACAUGACUUAGGCCCUGAGUCCACCUCUUGGCUUGCUUUGGUCUCCUUAACCUAGAGAAAGAGCUGUUUUACAGAAGCAUCAGUACCUCCUGCGUCUUUCAUCACCUCAUCAUUGAAUUACAUGAUGGGUGCAGACUCCUAACUCUGAGUUACAUAUGUGCUCUGUGUUACAUUUGUGCUACUCGUUGCAGCAUGGCCUUUCCUGGAGCUCAGGUCAAGGCCAGGGUGGCCUUUCCUCUUGCAGCCCACAGACACUGGGUGCUGAGCCAGGUAGGUGUUUAUGAAAAACAAACCUUAUGGACAAAGUGCUUGUGAAAAAACUGUCUGCUUAUCAGUACCGCUGGGAAAACCUGAGUUUCUGGCUCUGACAUUUGUUGUCAUGUCCCCUAAAAUUCAGUUGUGUCAUAAAGGCAGGAGGUUUUCACAAGGUGGCAUUUAUUAUAGUUUCCUGGUGGGGGAUGUCCCUAGAGUAAAAGCGAAGCAUUUAAAAAAGGGGAAGUGGCACUCAGUGGAUCAUUCGUUCAUCUCUCUGAGCACACAGCUAAGAUGAUGAUGGUCACUUGCCUGCUCCUCUCCAGUGUCUGGACCGCUGUUCCAGGUAACUCCCUUAUCUGUCUGGGUGGGUGUCUGUGUCAUUUUCCUAACAGCAUUAGGGACCUCAGUGGCUGUGCCAGCCUCCUUCUGUGCUGCUGGGUGCUGCAGUCCCCACUUUGCACCCUCCUGGGGCAAACCUAGUGAUUACAGGGCACUUGUGGUACUGUACUACUUACCUUGGGCUCAGGCAUGUCACUGCUGUUGCAUUGACAGCAUCCAGUUCUUAAUUUAGCACCAGUGCACCAUAAAUUCCAGAGAGAUGUAUAAAGGUAUUGCAAUGGGCAAAUUAUAAAGCAGGCAGACUGUGUUUUUAGGUAUCUGCUCAGGCCAUCAAAAGCAUGGAUGUAUUACAGUGGUUUUGUAUUUUAAAAUCAUGUUGAAAAGGUUGAAUUAGUUUCAAACUAGCUUCCAUGAUCAUGGUUUGUAGUCUGCCUAUGGCACUGCUGAGAUCUAGAAAGCAAAGUGACUGGCACAGCUUGACAACUGGCUUCUUGGCCUUUGAUGGAAAUCUGCCUGGCCAUGGUCACAGCCAGAAUCUCAGAGCACCUUCUUGAGUAGGUUAGCCUAGUGUACUUCUGGACACUGCAGACAGCCUCACCUUCUCUGCAAAGAUAUUUCCCUUUCUUGUAAAUUGAGUUAUGUUCUCAGUGCUGCAACUGUUACUGCUGAUACCUCCCCUGCCAUGCUGACAUGCACAAAUAAACUUUGAAAACUAUUAUGCCAUAAGAACUGUUGAGCUGAGCUGUCAGCUUCACUUUGUCUGUACCCUUAACAAUUUUUGCAUGUCUACGAAUUGGAAGAGGAGACUGAUUGUUUUCUUCUUUUCCCUGAAGACUUUUAAUACCAUGGCAUUUAUGCUGUGCAAGUUUUCUCCCUGCAGGCCAUCAGUAUUUUUGAUGUACUUCUGCAGCUGUUUCUCAGCAGCAUGACUUCAAUGUUGAGAUAAGAGGACAGAUGUAGUUUGCCUCAGGUUCUUCCUGAGAACUCUUCUUGCUUUUUUCUUCUAGUUUUCUGACCCUUACCAGUUUCUAACAAGUGUGAAUACAUGAUGUACGUAUAGUGAGACACAUAAUCAUUUUUAGCAUUUUUACUGAUUUGCUACACCUCAUGCCACAGGAGGGCUAAGAGGGUGGUAUUGGGCCAACAGCUGUUUGUCAGCAUGGCUGAAAGUUUAGGGAAUCUCUUCGUGGGUGCCCAUGGGAUAGCAGUCCUAGCAGACAAAUCAGUGGCUCCCAACACCAGAACUGCCUUUCUCAGUGCUCUCUGCAGCACAGAUAUCAGGCUGGCAAAAUGCUAGGUGUGAGAGGUGGCAGGUCCAGUGAAACUCUCUGGGUAGUUCUUUCAAGUUCAUUUUCAACUUUUCCCUAGAUGGAGAGAUAGAGAAAUCCUCCAGAGUUGCUCUGCUUGGAAAUGAGGGUGAGGGGCUGUGGGGGCCUUUGGCGGGGUUGGGCUGCAGAAGAGUGUGAGAAAUGCUGAGUAUGGCACCUGCUUCUCCCCCAGCCUCUGUGCAGGUGACGAACAGAAAGGUCCAGUCAGUCCAGGCAGGAGGAAAUGUUACUUUUUCAUGCCGGUCAGUCACAAAAGAAGAUGUGAUACAGGUGACAUGGCAGAAAGAGACGGAUGGGACUGAAGACAACAUAGCAACUUACAGUAUGAUUAAUGGCCAAAAAAUAGCCAAGGCCUAUGUAAGCCAUGUGAGCUUUGCCCACAGCGAGUUACAAGCCUCAGCCAUCUCCCUUCAUGGAGUCACCCUCCAAGAUGAAGGAUGCUACAAAUGCAUUUUCAACACAUUUCCCUCGGGGGCUGUCACUGGCAGGAUGUGUCUCAAGGUUUAUGCCAUCUCAGACCCCAGAGUGGAAACUAAACUUAUAUCCAGUCCAGACAAAGCUGAGGACUCUGAGAAAAUGGUGGGGAUGAGCUGCUCAGCAACAGGGAAACCAGCUCCAAAAAUAACCUGGCACCUCCCCAGCAUACUGCAGCAGAAACCAAAGGAGUACCACAUAAAGUUCAGCAACCAGACCGUGACUGUCAUCAGCAAUUUUACCCAUACCCACUCCAAAAUCCUUCGGGAGUAUCCCAUCACCUGCAUGAUCCAACAUCCUUCUCUAAAUGUGACCCUGGUCCUGCCCACAGACAGCCUGGAGCAGGGUCCAGACAGCAGCAUGGCACUGGCCAUUGCCAUUGCACUGGGGGUCCUGGUCCCCCUGACCUCCCUUCUCAUUCUCACCUGCCUCUUCUUCCACUGCCUCAGGCACCUACAUGAUGCAGAGAGAAACCCAAGCUGGCCCUGCUGGGUAGGUCUGCCUUUCCUCAGGGUGCUGCAAAAUUCACCCCCACAGGUCUUGAGGUUCAAUACCAUGACCUGGCUUUACCCAGCCACACAAGGGCUGCCUGCACACUGCCCAAGCCAGGCUGAAACUGGGCUGGAGAGGGACACAGGAAUGAGCCCCCAGUCAGACAGCUGGGAAGGGGAAACCUGAUUGUGUAUAGCCAGCCUACAGGUGCUCAAGAGUGCUGGCAGCUAGAAAACAUUCAUUAUGCCAAUGGCAAGGCACGCUGAAGUGGGAGCAUCACUCUACUAUUACAUUUAUGCACAAAAUACUUCUGUAAGCAAUGGGUCUUCUACAGCUCCUAAAACAACCUCCCUCAGCACAACCAACGCAGCUCACGAAGGCAGCAACUUUGAGGAUGGGCCUCAAACAAAAUGUGGUCUUAGAGGAAAACCAUGCCUCUGUGAGGGAAGCCCAGGGUGCCAUGCUGGGGCAUGGGCUGAGGCACUGCUGAUUGUACUCCAAGGCUAUCCUGGUGCAGGGGGUGCAGGAUACAAGCUAGAGGUGGGGAUAAACUGAGGUGAAGUGCAAUCGUUUCAGAAAAUCAUAGUCCAGUUUUGUGAAGUCUCCUCAUCCUCCUUGCAGUACAUGUCUAGCAUGUGCACCCUGGAUUCUGGUGAACAUUUUGGAAAAAAAGAAGCAGUGGAGGAAGUGCAACACAUGUCUUAGGUGUAAUACCUCUAGGUCCAAGCUGAAGCCUGCUGAUGGGACUGCAAGGGGAGAACUUUAGUUUCCCCUCACAAAGAGAUGCAAGGACUCAUUGGCAAUACAAAUAUCCAAGAUCUUUACCCUCACAUCUAAAAUAUCCAUAUAUUUUUAAGAAAUAAACACAACAACUUCUCUUUCAUCAGGUACUUCCUGCCUGCACCAAGGCCAAGAAGUGCAGGCAGUACAGAGCUGCAAGCAGGUGGGCUC
Molecule: messenger RNA, 4878 nt
Organism: Zonotrichia albicollis (white-throated sparrow)
Lineage: Eukaryota; Metazoa; Chordata; Aves; Passeriformes; Passerellidae
Source: RefSeq, a predicted model, not a curated record